AUGAAAUUUAUAUAUUUAAUUAUCUUACAACUUACAUUAGGAUUUUUUUGUAAAGGGAAGUUGUAUUUAUAUCUAUUUAAAAAUUUGAUAGAUUUUGAUAUAGAAUAUAUUAAUACUUAUAAAAAUAAAAUACGAGAAGAAUAUGUUACAAAUUAUAAUACAGUUGUUUAUGAAUAUAUAAAUAAAAAUGUAUAUUUAAAAAAUAAUUAUGUUGAAAUUAAUAUAAAAGGUGCUAUCAAAAAUAUUAGCACAACACUUGUUGAUAAAAUUACAUUUCUAUUACCUUAUCAUGAAGCUUUUCAGGGAACUAAUCUUCAAGUGAAAGAUGAAAAGGAUAUCGAACUUCAUUAUAAAGUUUUAAGAGAUGUAAACGAUAUAGACAAAAUAAAUAUCGAUAAAUUUAACAAUGAUUAUGAUAUAGAAAUGUUUAAUAUGAAAAUAUUUGAAAUAUAUUUAAAUACAAAAUUAAAAAAAAAUGAAAAAAUAUUAAUAAACUUAUCUUAUAUUUUAGGACAACCCUAUUUCCCUUUUCCAAUUGAUAUUAAUUUAAAUGAAAAACAAAAUGUUUUAUUUUAUAUCUCUUCAAAAAUUUUAUUACCAUAUAAUGUAGAAAGUGUAGAAAAAAUAAUAAUACAUAUGUGUAAACAUUGUAUACUUAAAGAAUUUGAUGAUGUAAAUUAUAUGAACUGGUUUGAAAAGGUAGACACAAAUAUAUAUGCUCAUACAAAAAACUAUGAUAUAAAAAAUGAAGAAAAUUUUAAUAAGUUAAACAAUGACAAUCGUUUUUCAUUAGGGAAUAAAGUUUUAUUUUAUUUUACUUCAGAUUAUAAUUUAGGAUAUUUUGAAAAAGUUGUAAAAGAUAUAAAAAUAUCUCAACUAGGUUAUAUAUAUGAAAAGGAAGAAUAUAUUUUAAAAAAUAAUUCUGCAAAAAUAAAUAAAUUUGAUAGAUAUUUGCUUAGUGAUUAUGAAAACAAAUAUACUUUAGAAGAAGAGACCGAAGAAAACAACGAAAAAAAAUAUACUAAUAAAAAUUAUUCAAGCAUUAUAUAUUCUAUGCAAUCUAAAAUAAAUUAUAACAUUUUUGAAUAUAACUAUUUUGAUGAAUUAGGAAAAAUAUAUUUAAUUAGAGCAGGUGAAUUUUAUGAUACACACAAAAAAAAAAAUAUUAUAAAAUUUGAUUUAAAACCAAGAUAUCCAAUUUUAGGGGGUUGGAAAACACAUUUUUGUAAUUCAUAUUAUCAUUCAUCCAAUUUGUUUAAAGUUAAAAAUAAAAAAAAUUAUUAUGCUUAUAAAGCUGAUAUUUCACCAUCAAUCAAGUCCUUUUAUAUUAAAGAAUUGUACAUAAAUAUUUAUUUACCUCCUUAUUCUACUGGCAUAUCUAUAAAUAAUAAUAAUUUAAAUGGAAUGACUGUUAAAAAUGGAAAAAAAAAAGACUGGCUAGACCUUAUUUCACAUAGGAAUACAAUCCAAAUACAAAUUCAAAAAACAUUUCCACAACAUGAGGAAAACAAUUAUAAAAAUUUUAUAGUUAUGUAUGAAUUAAAAUUUUUCAACAUUUUUCUUAAGCCUUUAAUCAUUAUAUUCAUAACCUUUAUUGUUAUUCUACUCUUUUAUUUUAUUAAUGGCUUAUCGUUUAGCUUUAUUGGAAAUGAGGAUAAGUUAAAGAAGGAAGCGGAAGAACGUAAAUUUUUUGCAAAAAAAUGCAAAGAAUUGUACGAGAAUUUGUCUCAUAUAUCAGAUAAAUUAAUUAAAUCUUUGAACAAUGUAAAUCCACAAGAAAAGACUAAAAUGAAAGAAAAAUUUUUAAAGGAAGAAGAAAAGUGGACACACGAUUUUAUAUAUUUCACAAAGGAGUUUUCUAGGAACUUUGAAAAUACUUCCAAAAAAGGAAUGCUAAAAAAUUAUAUAAAUAAAUGUUAUAAUUACCAUGCAGUUGUUAAAAAAUGUUUUGAAUCCCAAUUAUAUAACAAUUUGAACAGCAAUUUAAACGAAUUAGCGGAAGUUGAAAAGGAACUAGUUAUUUUGUUAAAAUAUAAUUAG
This is a messenger RNA of Plasmodium vinckei vinckei, 2040 nucleotides long. RefSeq names its product dolichyl-diphosphooligosaccharide--protein glycosyltransferase subunit 1, putative. The record is from RefSeq and is a predicted model, not a curated record. The coding region runs from base 1 to 2040 and encodes 679 amino acids. NCBI's taxonomy places the organism in Eukaryota, Apicomplexa, Aconoidasida, Haemosporida, Plasmodiidae. The transcript has 5 exons. Gene Ontology annotation, cellular component: oligosaccharyltransferase complex; membrane.